Molecule: messenger RNA, 4292 nt
Organism: Pocillopora verrucosa
Lineage: Eukaryota; Metazoa; Cnidaria; Anthozoa; Scleractinia; Pocilloporidae
Product: centrosomal protein of 131 kDa
Biological process (GO): cilium assembly; intraciliary transport involved in cilium assembly; regulation of centrosome duplication
Cellular component (GO): centriolar satellite
Molecular function (GO): protein binding
Source: RefSeq, a predicted model, not a curated record
UUUUCAUUUUAGUGUCUAACCAACCUCUUGUUGUUACCAAAGGAAUGGAUAAUUGCACUUAACGAGACCGUCCAUCACUUCAGAUAGUAACCAUCUCUUCACGUAGCUGAGUGUCGCGUAACAGGCUUUGAGUAAAAGAAAAUAUUUUCUGAAAUGGAUUCCUCUGGGAUUUGAGUGGAAAACUUUGAACUGUGUUCCUUCCACGACGUUCAUCAUUCCCGCCAGGCCUUUCGAGCAGAGGCUUGCUUGGUAGCCGUUCAGCUUCUCUAAAACCGUAAUGGCGUCGCAAGAGCGCCAAUUUUGUUGUCAACAACGACAACAAAUUUGUUUUGUGACAAGAAUAAGGCUGUGGUCAAUUGAUGUGGCUCAUUUUUGGAAGCAAAGUGACGAUGCUGGUGGACGAUGAAGAGCCUCUUUUAAACGUUUGGUUGACAGAAAUAUUGAAUUUAUUGAGUUGAGCCAAGGAAAAAGCUAUGUCUUUGAAAAGUAAGAAAUUUGAAAGAGGAGUGAUUGCUUCCGGAUCAGCCGAAAACUUGUCAGCGAAAAGACCAAGCUCAGCUAAGAGUAGCAGGCCAAGUUCUGCAGAUGCAAGUAAAUAUUCAGCGAGAUCAAAUGCAAGUUUGGAUUCUGAUAUGAGUGACUUUCUAUCAGUAACUGGAACAAGCAAAGUUCCCAAGAAAUCUAGUCACCAUAAAAGAAGUGGCAGUGCAGGCAUUGUGAGGCCACAACACAAUGAGGUUCAUGUAUCUGGUAGCGACAGUGACAGCGCAAGGACUAGCAGUAGCUCAGGAGCAAGAAGGAAGAAUGUUAAUAAAAAGACCAUUCCCCCAGCAAGGUUUUCUGAGGAUCAUAUCCCACACAUCAUGUCUCAAGCUAAAGCUCGCACUAAACCUAAACUGGCCACAACAUUCCAGCGCCACAGCAAUGCUGCUAAAGCAAGCCCUAAUGCUCUACCAGACAGACCUUCAGCAAUGGUGCAGCAUAGUGUUCAACCUGAUGAAGUUGAUGAAUGGUGGCUGUCAGCUUCUGAUCCUGCACCAGUCCCUCCACUGUUCCUGCAGUCUCCUACAGAAUUGGACAAGAAACAUAACUGGUGGCCUGGUGCAAGCAAGACAAGCAAUCACAUAGAUGAAGAUUUUCUUCAAAAUGAUAUCAACAAUUUGCGUCCUGGCAAUAAUGGUUUUGAUCAGAAUAACCUUGAUUUUGACAUUUUUGAAGGCAAUGCAAGAAUCAAGGGGGACAAAUCAACAACAAAAAGAGAAGAUGUACCAAAAUUGUUUCUUGAUGAACUUUUAGAGGAUGAGGGUGAGAAAAAACGGCGGAAAGCUGCUGUGAACAUUCAACGUUGGUUCCGUGGAUGGAAAACCCGUAAGCAACUCAGAGGACAAAAUGCUGUAAAGCAACUCUUAAGUCAGAAGAAAACUGAGAAGGAGAAACAGAUGGUCAGUGACCAUGCAAAUGUACAGAUGGAGGAUCAGAAGGAAGAUGAAAAGAGGAAACGACGAGAAGAGAAAGCCAGAUUGGCAAGACAGGCUGCUAUAGAGGAACUACAAAAGAAGAGAGAGGAAAAACGGAAUGAGAAUCAAAGGAAGGCAGAGGAAGAACUGGUUUUUCUCCAAGCUAGUGGGAAAGUCAGCAAAAAGAAGUCAGCAAAUCUCAGUUCAGCAGUCAAAUCAAAACCCAAAGGGAAGAAGAGCACAGUGGUAGGUGCAUCCAAUAGUGCUCUGAAAAAUAACGAGCAAGGUAAUCCCAUUGAAAUAACAUCCAGACCUGGGACAGCCAGCAGUGUUGGAAGGAAAGUUGAUGAGUUAUUCCAGGAAUCUCGAGAAUCUCAAGUUAGCACAGCUGCUGCCACUUCAGAUGAGCUAGCAGCAGGACCCCUAUUCUCUGAUCGCACAGAUGACACAGAUAAGAUAAUAACCAGCUCUCAGGUUGGUGGUGAAAGCAAAACAACCUUUGAUGACCUCUUGGAGUCCCUCAAACAGCUGGAGGAGGAACCCACUGAUCUGCUUCCUGUAGAGCAGAACAGUGCACUUAAGUUUGGUGGCUGGGGACAAAACUUAGAAGAUGGUGAGGAAGACAAGGCUUACCUUUCUCAUGCUUCAUUGGGCCACUUCAACAAAGAUAAGCUUGAAAGUCAAGGACAGACAGGAAGUGCAUUGUCGGCUGAAAAACUACGGAGUAUCUUGACAUUUUUGGAUGAGGUGGAAAAAGCAGAAGAUGAUGCCAUCAGUGAGAUAAGCCAGGCACGAGACGGUGCUAUUUCUCGUGGACUACCGUCAUCAAGUACCUCAGCUUCUGUGGCAGUUGACAGGGAGAAGGAAGAAGCCGCGCUAGAAUCAGCCGCAGCAGCUGCUUCGGAUGUUACAACAGCUAUGAUGGCGGUAAAAAUAGAACUGGAGGAAAAGAAAAGGACUAAUGAUCUGCUGCAGAGAGCUUUGAACCAACAGCGUGAAUUCACCCUGAGGCAAGCGAAGGAGAUGGAAAAGGACGCUAAACAACGGCUGGCCAUACAACGUCAGGAGUAUGAAGCAGCCAUACAGAGACAUUUGUCCUUCAUAGACCAGCUGAUUGAUGACAAAAAGGUGUUAGGGGAAAGGUGUGAGGAAGUAGUGAACAAACUGAAAAGUACUGACAAGAAGUACGGAGAUAAAGUCAAGCAAAUGGAAGAAAAUCAUCAAGUUGAAUUGAAGAAACAAAAGGAAGUUAUACUGGCGGCAGAAAAAUUACGACGAGAAAAAUGGAUUAAUGAGAAAACUCAACAAAUCAAGGAAGUCACGGUCAAAGGACUGGAACCUGACAUUCAAAAACUGAUUGCCAAGCAUAAAGCGGAAGUGAAAAAGAUCAAGUCUACUCAUCAGGCGGAGCUGCUGGAGGCCGAUGAACGUGCAGGCAGAAGGUACAUUCAGCAAAUAGAAGAACUGAGGGAUCAGCUGGAAAGAGAGAAAGAAAAUGCCUGUGCUCGAGAGAGAGAACUCUCUCAACAAAGGUAUGAAAAGCAGCUGGAGCAAGAGGAACAAGCUUAUCAACAACAGAGGCGGCGACUGUACGCUGAAGUACAGGAGGAGAAGGAAAGAGUAGCACUACAGGGUCAGAAACAACGACAGGAACUGGACGAGGCGCGAGCUGCCUUGGAGGAAUCUCACAAAAAGUCAAUCCUAGAGAUGCAAACUUCACACCAAAGAGCUAUUGAUGAUCAAGAAAGAAAACACCAGUUGGAAAUGAAUGAGUUGAAAGAGAGACUUGAAAUUGAGAAGCAGGGCUGGAUUGAAAAUUACAUGAAGAAGCAGGAUGCCAUGUUAAUGACUAAAGAGCGGGAGCUGAAAGAAGCUGUUCGGGAAGGACGCGAUAGAGAAAUUGAAAUGGUGAUUUCAAGAUUGGAAGAAGAGACAUCGUUGGCAAGAGAAGAAUGUGAGCGAGCCGCGGAGAACAGAAUCAAGCGAGUGAGAGAUAAAUACGAAUCUGAACUGAAAGAACUAGAAGAAUCUGAACGGAAUAUGCAGGAAAAAUACAACAACAUGAAGGCUCGUUUAUCCGAAGUUGAAGGAGAAAAUGCGCGUUUGAAGAGCAUGUUGAAACAAAAAGAUGAAGAAGUGGAAGGAAUUGAUAAAGUGGCCAAACGGCUACAGGAAGAGAGAGGGAAGGUGGCCGACAUCAUUCGGCAGGAGUUCGCUGACAGGCUUGUAACCACUGACGAAGACAACAAGCGUUUGAAAACAGAAGUGAGCGAAAUGAAGGCCCGUCACAGAUUAGAAAUAGAACGAGUUACACGAGAGAAAGAGCAAGAAAUGGAGGAAGUACACAAGAGAGUAAGGCAGGCCAUAGCUAAAAAAGAAGAAACUAUGAAAACACUACGGGAACAACACCAGGCUGCCAUGAAACGAGCGGAACAUUUGGAAUUUUUACUCCAAGAACAAAGAAAGAAAUUGCUGUCUUGAGGCUAACCCUUAUCUCCCAAUAGUGCCAACGUUUUGCGACAUCGCCCGAUGUAUUACCGAGUUCUUCCGAAGACCGCGCGAUUAAAGUCGGUACGUGUCAACACAACCGAAUGUCAACCAAAGCUGGACACUUCUGCAUUGUUAAGUGCUCAAAUGGACGUUCAAAUCCCACAAUAAAGGGGAAUUCUAAUGGAUUAGGCCCCAUUGGUAGAGUAACCUUUGCCCAAGAAUCUAUUUGUACUGCUCAGACCCAAAUGAAGAUUUUCGAUAUCUCUGUCAAUAGAGGAACCAGCAUAUCUGUAUUUAUGAUGUUACGUGCAUUUUGAAUCGACAGUAAUAAAUUUUUUAACUGGU